Coniophora puteana RWD-64-598 SS2 is the source of this 2175-nucleotide messenger RNA. RefSeq lists its product as uncharacterized. Lineage: Eukaryota; Fungi; Basidiomycota; Agaricomycetes; Boletales; Coniophoraceae. The record is from RefSeq and is a predicted model, not a curated record. Bases 576 to 1757 code for a protein of 393 amino acids. The transcript has 4 exons.
GCAACAGCGACACGCUUACGAACGCUACGUUGGUCUCAAUGUAUUCUUUACUCCCUCUGAGGUGCUAUUCACUCGCGGACGCCCACGCCGGCAACAGUCCAGUACCAGUGAAGGGUUUGGAACAGCUCGACAUUAUGGCCGAUGCUGUAGACCUCGGCACUAUCCGGAGGACAAGUCGAGUCCCCCUGACUGGGACGUCGUGGUCGCUCUGGUCGGCUGCACCGUCCUGUCAGGCAGCUUCGAUGCUCUCAGAUAAGGGCACGCCUUGCGGCAGUGAGUGACAGUUGAAACGUUGAAGAUAGAGUUUAUCGCGGCUUCGAAGCAAGGCGAGGGCGGUCACAGGUGGCCGUGCGCUAAACGCGGAUCAAGCCGAUGAAAUUAUUCCACCACCGACAGCACAUUGAUUUUUGCAUUCCACCUCUUGUUGAUUCUGCUCAGGUCCCGCUCAUAUAUAAAACCCGUCCAGGUAUGCGCUGUCCAUCAAGUUUCGCUGUUUCUCUCCCCCCCACGAACAUCGACUCUCCUGACUCCAGCCCUUUUUAUACCACUCACUUGCAACAUAAUUUCCUUGAGACAUGUCUCGCGCCACUCUUUCUACUCUCCUUACCAUCGCUGCCGCCUCCACGGUUGCAUUCGCCCAGAUUGACCCCAAGGACCCCACCCCUCUUGUCUCCAAGCAGUACAGCUACCCCAAUGGCAUCCCCUACCAGGUCGACUACGUCCCCGACGCCCUCCGCGGUCCACAGAUUGGCUACAACAUCUGCAACUCGACCACCGAGAAUCAGCAGUCCAUGUGCCAGACCUCGUUCGUGAACUCCAUCGAUGACUUCUGCCUCUGGGCUCCCCCCAAGCCCGAUUCCACUAUCGGCGACACUGAGCAGGAGGAAGUCGCCUGGUGCACCAAACCCGGUCACGGCACCCGUGUCAUCCCCUCGGGCGCUUUGACCGGUAUCCAGGUCCUCAAGAGCCCUCACUACAUCCAAAUCGCCGGCUUCAUGGACCAGACUCAGCUCAACAUCGCCGCUGGUGAUUAUGGAGGAGAGCUUGACCCUCACGGUGCUGACCUGCGCGGCAACCCCAUUGGCGGUCUUAUGUACUCGAACGCCUACCCCGCCGGUAACACCAACACGAACGCAUACACCCAGGUGAUCGACUGGAACAGCUUUGUCGGCGGCAACAUCUUCUGCAUCAAGAUCUGUGACCCGGCCAGCAGCCAAGACGACCAAAACAUGUAUUGCCAGAACAUCUACGACGAGCUGGGCUGCACGUACAACAUGCCCAACAACGGCCAGGACGGCACCUUCGAGGUGUGCGACUCAGACGACAUGGCGCCCGUCGGCAUCUAUACCUCCGCCGGUCAGACCCUCACGUACUCGCAGCCCUACACCGGCACCAUCUCCGUACCGUACACGCCCACCCCACCCGCGUCGUCCAACUGUGUGCAGUACCAGUCCAAGGACCUGUUCAGCGGCCAGCCCACCGGCACGCCCGUCUCGGCCACCCCCACCUCGUCCUCGUCCUCGUCCUCCGCGUCGAGCGCGUCGAGUUCUGACUCGUCGGCGCCCACUUCCACCGGUAGCUCGUCCUCUGGCUCCGGCUCUGGGUCUGGCUCCGGCUCUGGUGUCGGCUCUGGCAGCCCCUCGGGCUCUAGCUCGAGUGCUGCCCCUUCUGGCACCUCCAACGGCGCUGAGACCCUCGGCAUCUCUGCCAUCACCGGUCUCGCCGGUGUCAUGCUCGCCGUCGCCGUGUUCGCUUAAACACCUUAUAUACAUCUAAGUUGUGAUUUUACGUUUUUCUCCUCGGCUUUUUGGGUGGAAUAGCUUUCAUUGGACGAUAUUAUUGUUUCUUUCAUGGUGGCGAUGGUAGUUUUUAACGUACGAUGGACUAACUCCUUACCCUUGUUCUUACCAUUGACACUUUAACGAGCGACCGGAGUACGCACGGCGACGACAUUCCCAUCUACGCUGUUACUGUUAGAGCUACAUAGUGUAUCUCACUUUCCUUGCUUUGUGCUUGGUAUUACUUUGUGCUUCGUUUUAGUUUACAGUCAAUCGCACUUCGUUCAUUUACUUGUGAUUAAGUCUUGAGCAACUUGUUAGAGUCCACGUUAUGUUCCCGUUGGCGCUCUAAGUUUUUUAUCGCCCAAGCCUGGUGACCACUAGGUGCAACGCUCGC